Molecule: messenger RNA, 800 nt
Organism: Kogia breviceps (pygmy sperm whale)
Lineage: Eukaryota; Metazoa; Chordata; Mammalia; Artiodactyla; Physeteridae
Gene: MRPS7
Product: mitochondrial ribosomal protein S7
Biological process (GO): translation; ribosomal small subunit assembly
Cellular component (GO): ribosome; mitochondrial small ribosomal subunit
Molecular function (GO): structural constituent of ribosome; mRNA binding; rRNA binding
Source: RefSeq, a predicted model, not a curated record
UCAGGCACGCCGAGGGCAGCCUCUCUAGGGUCCUCGUGGCCAGCCAAGAUGGCUGCCUCCGCGGUGACGGUUGUGCGAAGGUGGUCGGGCUUGCUGCUGGGCGUGCGGAGUGUUGUCCUGAGGCUUCCAGGGCUAACCCAGGUGAGGUGGAGCCGCUAUGGUCCUGAAUACCAGGAUCCCCAGAUUGACAAGGAAUAUUACCGCAAGCCCUUGGCCGAGCUGACUGAGGAGGAAAGGUAUGAGCGGGAGCUCAGGAAGACGCAGGUUAUCAAAGCUGCCCCUGCGACGAGAACAAGCUCUGUGUUUGAAGACCCAGUGAUCAGUAAGUUCACCAACAUGAUGAUGAAAGGAGGAAACAAAAUACUGGCCAGAUCCCUCAUGACACAGACUCUGGAAGCUGUGAAAAGGAAACAGUUUGAGAAGUACCACGCUGCUCCUGCAGAGGAACAGGCAACCAUUGAACGCAACCCUUACACCAUCUUCCACCAAGCACUGAAAAACUGUGAGCCUGUGAUUGGGCUGGUAUCCAUCCUCAAGGGUGCCCAUUUCUAUCAGGUCCCUGUCCCACUAGCUGACCAGCGUCGCCGCUUCCUGGCCAUGAAGUGGAUGAUUACUGAGUGUCGGGAGAAGAAGCACCGUCGGAUGCUGAUGCCGGAGAAGCUGUCCCAGGAGCUGCUGGAGGCUUUUCACAACCGGGGCCCUGUGAUCAAGAGAAAGCACGACACGCACAAGAUGGCCGAGGCCAACCGCGCGCUGGCCCACUACCGCUGGUGGUAACGGGCGGGCGGAGGAGCUGAGAA